Messenger RNA from Ceratotherium simum simum (southern white rhinoceros), 1660 nucleotides. It is a transcript of the gene DORIP1, whose product is annotated as dopamine receptor interacting protein 1. Lineage: Eukaryota; Metazoa; Chordata; Mammalia; Perissodactyla; Rhinocerotidae. The record is from RefSeq and is a predicted model, not a curated record.
UCAGUGCUUGAAUUGUUUUAAAUUUCUUUGUUAUAUUGGAAGGCCAUCUAACCAAAUUUAAUUUGAGUCUUUAGAUAGCUUUAUUUUCAUUUAAACAUAUCUCAUGCAUUGAACAUAGGAAGUCACAAAUUUACAUGUUCUAUUUUAAACUUUUAAAACGCAGGAUGAAGACACUGUUUGAAGAGAUCAAAGCAUCAAUUAAAAAUAACUAUAACCAAGAUCGCUCGUUCUGGAGGCCUGUUCUUCCUUGGGGAGGUGUUUUUACUAUCAAAGCUGGCCGCAAAGCAGUGUCCUGUACACCACUCUAUGUUGAAAUAAGACUGAAAAAUACCUGCACCAUAGAUGGAUUCUUGAUGUUAUUAUAUGUCAUUCUUAAUGAAAACGAAAAUUUCCCCAGGGAACUUGCUCUUCAUUUAGGUCGAGAGUUUGUAGACUGUUUUCUUUAUUUAAUGGACACCUACAGUUUUACAACUGUGAAGCUACUUUGGAUUUGGGACAAGAUGGAAAAACAGCAAUACAAAUCUGAAGUUCACAAAGUUUCAUUGAUAAUUGAUUUGUUUGGGAAUGAGCAUGAUAAUUUUACAAAAAAUCUCGAAAAUCUCAUGUCUACCAUACAAGAGAGUUACUGUUCCAACUGGCGAUGCCCAACUCGAGUGCAGGAAGAUCAGCAGCGCACAAUUAAUAUAAAUCCUCCCCAAGAAAUCCCACAUGGAAACUUGAUACGACUGGCUGUGGAUGAGUUAUUCUGUUCCAGGAUUGAACUGUGUGAAGAGCGUGGGUGUGGUGGCUUGAGAGAAUUUUCCCAGCGAGUUUUCUGCCACGGGGCACCCCCUUUUGUUGUCUUAAAUAUGCAGCAUUGGAGAUCUGAAGAUCUGGCAUAUGUACCCUAUUACUUGGAUUUAUCUGAUCACAAGUAUUUGUUGGAAGGUGCCACGUUAUUUAACAAAGAGGAACAUCAUUACUCUGCAGCUUUCCAGAUUGAUGGACAUUGGAUGCACUAUGAUGGCCUCAGAAAUGUGAAUUUAAUUUUGUUAAAUAAACCCCCAGAGUUUCUCCUCUUGUCAUCAUUGGUUUAUAUUCGAGCAACAGAGAAAUAAAUCUAGACUGAUGCUAAAUUACAUUGUUUUCCCUCCUGCCCAUGCUCCCCAGAUGAAGGGCUUUUAUUUUGUAUAUACUUGGUAUCCAAGGAAAUGGUUCAACUACACUAGUUUCAGAGGUGUAUUUUCCAGUGUUUACCCCAGGUAAAUGUUUUAUAUAGAGAAUCUAUGCAAAAUGUUUGUAUUUUUUUUUUCUAUAUCCUGGGUUAUUUUUAUACAAGCAUAUUUUAUGUUGAAAUAAAAUAUAUCUUGUAGCUUUUGUAUUUUUUAUUUAUAUGUACCUGGAAGGUUUUUUUACAAUUCUGUCUUUGAAUCCAAAAAAAUACUUUGUCAUUCGAAUUCUCAAGUUUUCUUUUUGGAUAUCCAAAUAAAGCAGGGGUACCAGUGAGUAUUUCAGUUUAUGUAAAUUUAACAGUUCCAAAGGUUUCUGACUAUAUUUCUUUGCCCUACCUCACUAUAAUCCAAAGUGCACUGUUGGAUCUAGUAUGGAUUUGAAUGUACAGCUUAUAAAUGGCUUAGUCUAUUUUAUCUGUUGAUUUGCCUAAUUUCCUUGUAGCAGUUUU